AUGAAAUGUCCUAAAUGCGUUUGGCACGUUUACUACAAGAUCUGUCCUAUAUGCGAUCACCAGAUUCCCGAUGGGAGAAAUUACAUGAAAGAGGGCUUUCGUCGGUGUCACGAUUGGGGAGCAGUUACACACAAAAACGCGAAGACGUUGGAAACCAAUUUCCAGGGUCGUAACCAGGUAUAUGGGAUCAGGGAUCACAGUCCCGGGAUCGAGAUCAUAGACCCGGGAUCCUGGGUCACAAGUCAUGGGAUCAGGAUCAGCCAUUUUUUGUGUGUGACUUUGAGGGAUCAGGGAUCGAGCUUUUCAGAUACUUCAUUAUUAAUGAGAAACUAGAAUUCUUCGUUUUACAAGGAAAAAGACCUCCUUUCAGGCCUAUUGAAAAAGCUUAAACCUCGCUUUAUAAUAUUUUUGCGCUUCCGUCAUGCAAUCAGCAGUUUUAAAGCUUACCUUACUCGUAUUUCAUGGAAGACGUCCAGCGGUUUUACUGAAAACAAGGGUUUGGCUGGGGUGCUCAGUCUCGCAGGCUCAUAAAACCUGGUCAUAUAUUGCAUUCACUCGCGCAUUUGCGGUUUCCGCUGUGUCGGACUCUCGAAGAAGAGCAAGAUGGGCAAGUCAAGGAAAAGAAGUCGAGAACGACGGUAUGAAAAUCGAACUACUAUUUUCCAAUUUUUACCACACUCUUGCCAUAUUUUUCUGUUCAGAUCAUGGUUGUAAAAUGCUCUGCCCACAUUGAAGGGCACUAUUGUUUAUAUUUCCAGAUCACGUUCCUAUUCCUGGUCGCCAGCGAGAGAACGGAGAGAACGGUCACAGCGAUCAGCGAGCCGAACGCGAUCUUCAAGCCGGUCAGUUAAGUGUUCUACUAAUUCCUCUAUUCAGCUUGAUAAAUUAUUCGACAUUAGAUUCUCAUUGAAACACUGUAAUUUAUCACGCGAUUAUGGCUUCAAAAACCGUGACACGGUCUUCACUAUUGCAAUGUGCAACUGUGUCAGAAGGAGUAAAUAGAGUAAUAGAGAACAAUGCAUCAGAUACAUUGUCCUUGACAGAUCUUAAAGGACAUUUUUAUUUAUGAAGAUCUCGGAAAUCUCAGUCGAAAAGAUCUCGUUCGCCGAAUCGUCAUAAAGCUAAUUCGUUAUUUGUAAAUCUGAUACCCUGUGUUAUAUGAUGAGCUGAUCGGUGCAUGUAAAAGUCACGCGGGCGAGUACAUUACCACUUUGUCACUAAAGUGUCAGCAAGUAUAUCACUAAGUACUAUCGCAGAUAUCAAGCAAGCGAAUAAGAGAAAAUAUUGUGGGCAGUGGGAGAAAUAAAACGCUAAAUGCACAUCCUCGACCUUUAGAUCAGUGUUUAGAUACUGUUCAUCCUAGUAACCAAAGUAUUUUAAACGUGCUUUACUUCUGUCCAGUUUUUUCGAAGCCCUUGACCAUCACUUUUAUGCUAACAAUCUAUACCAUGCUGCAGGAAGGCCACAUUGACGAUAUGACAGCCAAAUGGCUAUCCCUAACGCCUAAUCCUCCGCGUAUCCCUAUUUUCUACACACUUACAAAGAUUCACAAACCGACGCCUGUCGGUAGACCUAUAAUAUCAGGGUGCGAUGGCCCCACGGAGCGAAUAUCUGCAUUUGUAGAUGGAAUCAUUCAGCCAAUAGCACAGAAACAAAACUCGUAUCUAAAAGAUACGACAGACUUCAUGAAUUUUAUUGAGAGCACAAAAUUGCCUAAAAAUACAGCCCUAGUGUCUAUGGACGUUACUAGUCUCUACACCAACAUACCACACAAAGAGGGCGUAACCACCGUAUGUCACGCAUACGAAGAUUUUUAUGGGGACAAAGCCCCUAUACCCACCAAGUACCUUAGAGAAAUGCUUUACCUUAUAUUAACAGAGAACUCGUUCCAAUUCUGCGGUAGCAACUACCUACAGACCCAUGGAACAGCUAUGGGAACAAAGAUGGCCGCUGCUUUUGCAAACGUCUUCAUGGCCAGAAUAGAAAGACAAAUACUGAGUCAGAGUUGCAUCAAACCGCUUUUUUGGAAAAGGUAUAUUGACGAUGUGUUUUCGCUAUGGAACACAAGUCUAGACAAAAUAGAGAAUUUUGUGAAAAAGGCAAAUAACUUUCUCUCUACGAUAAAAUUCACGGGCUGAGAUGUCAGAAACAGAGAUCACGUUCUUGGACACAAAAGUGUACAAAGGAGUAAGAUUCGAAAGGAAUCAAUCCUAGACGUGCAAACACAUUACAAACCAACAGAAACAUUCCAGUACACGAACUUCUACUCGUGUCACCCACCAGGCGUGAAGAAAGGCUUCAUCAAAGGGGAAGCGCUCAGGCUUCUAAGGACUAAAUUCUCGCAGAUCACAUUUGAGAGGAAUAGCAGAAAUUUUCACAACCGCCUGUUAGAAAGAGGCUCCCUGCCGCUAUUUUAAGAAAGUACCUCUCUGAGGUAAAAUUUGCCGAAAGGAAAACAGCCCUACAACAGAGAAACAAAUCCGCACGCAAAAAACUCGUACCUUUUCUUACAUAAUAUCACCCGGCUUUACCUAGCCUGAAGAAAAUACUUAUGGGAAAGUGACACCUUAUACAAAACCAGCAACGACUAAGAGAAAUCUUUAAAGAGCCUCCCCUAAUAUCUUAUCGCAAGGCCCGGGGGGGGGGGUACUCGGGAUUUCAAGUGACGGGGAUGAUCGAAGAAUUUUUUUGGGUUUGAAAUUUUCAUUGCGGGAUUUUUUUGGGUACGAAAAUUUGGCUUGGGUUGCUUGAUUUGAGUAGGGAUUUUUUGGGGGUAUUAAAAAGAAUCAGAUGAGGGAAAGGAUAUAUUCAGAUGGUAUGAAGAAUAAACAAACAUGAGUGUUCAAUUUCCAAUGUUUUUCUUUGUGUUUUAGUAUUACCCCUUUCUGGAAGUUUUAAGGGCCACAAAAUCGGCAUGGGAUUUUUGGGGGGGUUAAUUUUUGGUCCAGGGAUUUUUUUGGGUUUUGCUGGAAGCCCUAGGGAUUUUUUUGGGUCUUGACUUUUGGCUCCAUUCGAUCAUCCCGUCAUUUGAAAUCCCGAGUACCCCCCCUGGGUCGCAAGGGAAAAUCUCUUAAGGACCUACUAGUUAGAGGGAAGCUCUGAAGGUCAUACUAUACUUCCAAUACGAUUUAGUGCAGGAGUCGUGUGAUGCCCGUCGCUUAUUUUUAACCUUCUUCAUAACUGAAAAUUCGAUGGUAUAAGUUUCGUGCCUUAUAUAGAUUCUUUUGCCAUAUAUUUAGAUUCAGUCCUUUUAUUCAUUUCUUACGUGACGUUAACUUGAAGCCGUCGAAACGUAGAGAUUUAGUUUUUUAUUUAAUUGUCGUCUAUAUCUCGUCUACUUUUAUCGCAUUGUUUUAUAGAGACAUGUUUUCUAUUGCUCAUAGCAUCAUACGAGUUUUACAUUUCUCAACCAAGAAAGUUUUGAAAAAGUCAGGUAAUCAGGUAAUGUGUAAUGGACCGAGCAUUUUUCAGAAGCAAGCAGAGAAUUCAAAGAAUUCCUUAAUACAUCAUGGAAGACAAGAUGAGAACGUGAUUCAGAAUUAAUGAACAAAUAACCAUCUACUUAAGGUAAAUACGCCAAGUUGUUAUUAAUGAAUGAUAAUCGACGUCGGGGAAACAUAACUUGAUCACAUCUCUCUAUGGGAUCAUAAAAUUUACGUGGGAUCAGGGAUCAAAUUUUGCUACAUUUUGGGAUCAGGGAUCAAAAUUUCGAGCUAAAAAUUGGGAUCAGCGAUGAAAAAAUAUACCUGGUUACGACCCUGAAUUUCUAUUUCCCUUCUAAAGAGGAGAACGAAGAUGAAGAUUAA
Porites evermanni is the source of this 3806-nucleotide messenger RNA. Lineage: Eukaryota; Metazoa; Cnidaria; Anthozoa; Scleractinia; Poritidae. The record is from the annotation of a GenBank genome assembly.